This is a messenger RNA of Polyodon spathula (Mississippi paddlefish), 4993 nucleotides long. RefSeq names its product homeodomain-interacting protein kinase 1-like. Gene Ontology annotation, cellular component: nucleus; cytoplasm; PML body. Gene Ontology annotation, molecular function: protein serine/threonine kinase activity; ATP binding; protein tyrosine kinase activity. The transcript is spliced from 18 exons. The coding region runs from base 639 to 4304 and encodes 1221 amino acids. The record is from RefSeq and is a predicted model, not a curated record. NCBI's taxonomy places the organism in Eukaryota, Metazoa, Chordata, Actinopteri, Acipenseriformes, Polyodontidae. Gene Ontology annotation, biological process: intrinsic apoptotic signaling pathway in response to DNA damage by p53 class mediator; peptidyl-threonine phosphorylation; peptidyl-serine phosphorylation.
GUCAUAUUGCGUGAUGAUUGCUAUGAGGUCACCGCUGUGGAGCAGGCACGCCGUGCGCGCUCGAUGGCUCUGGCAGCGACUCGCGUCCCUGCGUGUCGGCGAGCGGAGGAGCCCGAACCUGUGUCCGGAACAGCGAGGUCCAAACCCACUUCACAGAACCAGCCCGGCCGGGCCCUUCGCGGCGGACACCUCCGCGGGUUUCCGCUCGGGUUGAGCUGUCUGGGGAAAAGCCAAAAAUAAACCGGCGGCCUGGAGCUGUGAAGCCGCAGCUGCUCAGUCCCCGGACUCGAGUUAACCUCCAGAGCCGAGGCUCGGUCCCAGACCUGCUGAGCCCGUUUGCCACUUGCAAGCUGUAUAUAGAUAUAUAUUUUAAAUCCCAAACCAGGCAUCUACACGGGUCAUUUUGCAGGGGUGCGGUAGCGCUGUUUGUACAAUCACUGGGGGUACUGUUCUGGGGCGGUUUGAUUGUCUGUUUUGAUUGAGAAUUGGCCCGUGUAAUCCGCCGAGGGUCGGACAGUGCUUUCCCGUUUUUGCGAAGGCAGGCUGGGGUCCUGCUCUCAUCGGGAGGCGCUGGGGAGGAUGCUCCGUGCUGAAGCCGGAGCUGCAGACACGACCCGGAGCUGAGCAGUGAAAUCGGUAUGGCCUCCCAGUUGCAGGUGUUCUCCCCUCCAUCCGUGUCAUCGAGUGCCUUCUGCCGCGUGAAGAAGCUGAAAGUGGAGAGCUGUGCCUGGGAUGUGACGGGACAGGCAGGGGAGAGCAAGUACUACCAGCCCAGCAGCAGCCAGGCCAGCCACUCCUCCUCUACUGCCAGCCAAGCCGCCAGCUUCAACCCAGCUGCCUACGGCACGGCCGGCCUGCUCCUGCCCCCUGCCGGCGGCUCCCGGACCCACAUCGUGGUGCGAGCGGCGGACAGCACCGGCAGCCUGCCAGGUCCGAUGAGCCGCCGCGCCUCCGACCUGGCCCUCCUGGACCCCUACCAGAAGUAUGGGCUGAAGCGCAAGAGCGAGGAGGUGGACAGCAGCGGCAGCGUGCAGAUCCUGGAGGAGCGGCCGGCCCCCAUGCAGCCCAAUAGGACAGGGAUGGGCGCGGUGACCACCACCCAGACAAUCACCCAUUCCACCUCCACCACCAAGAGCAGCAGCUCCAAUAGCGAGGGAGACUACCAGCUGGUGCAGCACGAGAUCCUGUGCUCCGUGACCAACAGCUACGAGGUGCUCGAGUUCCUGGGCAGGGGAACGUUUGGGCAGGUGGCCAAGUGCUGGAAGAGAGGAACCAAUGAGAUUGUGGCCAUUAAGAUCCUGAAGAACCACCCUUCCUAUGCACGGCAGGGCCAGAUAGAGGUGAGCAUCCUGAGCCGUCUGAGCUCUGAGAACGCUGAUGAGUUCAACUUCGUGCGCUCCUACGAGUGCUUCCAGCACAAGAACCACACGUGCCUGGUGUUCGAGAUGCUGGAGCAGAACCUGUACGACUUCCUGAAGCAGAGCAAGUUCAGCCCGCUGCCGCUGCAGUCCAUCCGGCCCAUCCUGCAGCAGGUGGGCACGGCCCUGAUGAAGCUCAAGAGCCUGGGGCUGAUCCACGCCGACCUCAAGCCGGAGAACAUCAUGCUGGUGGACCCUCAGAGACAGCCCUACCGGGUCAAGGUCAUUGACUUCGGCUCGGCCAGCCACGUCUCCAAGGCAGUCUGCUCCACCUACCUGCAGUCCCGCUACUACCGAGCGCCGGAGAUUAUUCUGGGGCUCCCUUUCUGUGAGGCAAUUGACAUGUGGUCGCUGGGCUGUGUCAUCGCAGAGCUGUUCUUGGGGUGGCCCCUGUACCCUGGUGCUUCAGAGUACGACCAGAUUCGCUAUAUCUCACAAACUCAGGGGCUGCCGGCAGAGUAUCUGCUCAGCGCAGGGACCAAAACCAGCCGCUUCUUCAACAGAGACACCGGCUCGAGCUACCCGCUCUGGAGACUGAAGACUCCAGCUGAGCACGAAGGGGAGAUGGGUAUCAAGUCGAAGGAAGCGCGGAAGUACAUUUUCAAUUGUCUGGAUGAUAUGGUGCAGGUGAACAUGCCCACUGAUUUAGAAGGCACUGAUAUGUUGGCCGAGAAGGCAGACCGGAGGGAGUUCAUUGAUUUGCUGAAGAAGAUGCUGACGAUAGACGCUGAUAAAAGGAUCACGCCCCUGAAGACCCUGAACCACCCCUUCGUCAUCAUGACUCACCUGCUCGACUUCCCCCACAGCUCCCAUGUCAAGUCGUGCUUUCAGAACAUGGAGAUCUGCAAGUGGCGGGGCAGCGUGUACGACAGCGGGAAGAGCCCGUUCACCACUCACACCACGCCCAGCUCAGGAACCAACCUCACAGUAACAUUCAGCAACCUGCUGAACACGGUGCAGCACAGCCAGGUGGGGUCCCUGGUGUCUGGCUCGUCGGGAGCCCCCUCUCUCUCACUGGCCAAUGCUGACAUGUCGCUGCUGAACUACCAGCCCACUCUGUACCCACCAGCUACAGUAAACAUCCCGGGCAUCGCCCAGCAGGGCAUGCCUCUGCAGGCUGGCCCCCCCCAGCUCUGCGCCCAGCCAGAGCCCUUCCAGCAGACACUCAUUGUCUGCCCCCCAGCCUUCCAGGGACUCCAGGCUUCAGCUAAGCAUUCUGGUUUCCCAGUGAGGAUGGACAACGCUGUGCCCCUGGUUCCUCAGACCCAGUCUGGCCAGUCUCUGCAGCUCCAGCCCGGGGUGCUCACACAGGGCACCUGUACUCCUCUGAUGGUGGCCACCCUGCACCCUCACGUUGCCACGAUAGCGCCGCAGUACGCAGUCCCCGUGACGCUGAACUGCACAGCGGGCAGGCCGGCCCUGCUAGAGCAGACCGCCACCGUCCUGCAGGGCGUGCGGGGGUUUGCUGCUCGUUGUUAUGGUAACAGGAUCCCAGAGGGCCACUGCAGAGCUGAUAUGGACCGCCUCCAGAGGGGUUUUGGGGCUCAGGCCUGGCCCGCGGGGACCCAGCAGAUCCUCCUGCCCUCCACGUGGCAGCAGCUGCCCGGCGUGGCCCUCCACGGCUCCGUUCAGCCAGCCGCAGCGGUCAUCCCAGAGUCCUCUCUGGGCUCCGUCCUCCCAGAGAGCAUGGGCUCCGACUGGAGAAGCUCGCAUGGUGGGCAGUACAGUGGCGUGAUGCAGCAGCCGUCUCUGCUAGCUGGUCAUGUGACCCUGGCAGCGCAGCCUGUCAACGUGGGCGUGGCUCACAUGGUCCGGCCGCAGCAGGGCGGAUCUUCGGGGAAGAGGGCCAAAGCUCGUCAAGCAGAAGAACGUGGCAGGACCAUGACCUUGCUGGACCCCGUCCCCUCCUUGGUGCAGCACAGCCCCCUGCUGGCCACACCGCCCUACAACGCCAUGCUCUCCCAGCCAAUCAUCAUCCCAGACACGCCCAGCCCCGCCGUAAGCGUUAUCACCAUCCGCAGCGACACAGAGGACGAGGAUGACAGCAAGCACAGCCUGGCCGGCUCUGCUAUGAAGCAGCGCCCCAACGUCAUCAGCUGUGUGACCGUGCACGACUCCCCCGACUCGGACUCCUCCUCCACCAGCAGCCCCUUCCCCUCGGAGCGCCUGCCCAACUUCAGAGAUGCCUCUGCAAACCCAGCUCAGUCCCGCACCAUCAUCGUCCCCUCCAUCAAGACCCAGAUCGGGGAGGGCCUGGCCACCAGCGCCGCCCUAGUGUCAGGCUAUCUUUCCAGCGUGUACAGCAAGGGGAAGAAUCCCUCAUCCACUAACAUGUUGCAGACCAGCACAACAGGGACCUCCAGCAGCUAUCGGCACCAGCGAGCAGCACACAGCGGGACACAGCCCCUCAACCUCAGCCAGGUGCAGCCGCAGAUGUCCCAGGAGCGUGUUGGAAACGGCUCCUCCCGCAGGCAGCAGGCGUACAUUGCAGCUCCGCUGUCCUCCCAGGGGCAGUACUGCCUCCAGCAGACCCCACCUCACAGCUCCAGCCUGCCCCACUUCAGCGCUGCAGCCUCCCACCUGAGCAGCCAGCCUCACCUCUACACCUACGCCCCCUCGGCCACGCUGGCUCCCGGUCCCUCCAUGGCACACCUGCUGGCCACCUCGCAGGGCUCCUCACGCCACGCUGCCACCUUCGCUCACCACCCUGCCGGCCUGGUCCACCAGGUGCCAGUCAGCAUGGGCCACGGCCUCCUGGCUGCCGCCAGCAUGCCAGCGGCGCAGUACCAGCACCAGUUUGCAGCUCAGCCGUACAUCAGCACCUCCCGAGCCACUGCUGUUUACAGCGGCUACCCGCUCAGCCCCACCAAGUUCUCUUACCUGUGAAAGGGGAGUGGUGGUGGAGGGAGCCCCUGGUCUUGGGUGAGACAGUUGGCGACCCUCAUGUACCCGUAACCAUGGAGAUCAAACACUUAGGCUACCGAAUUGAGCCAGUUCCCUUGGCUGGAAGGAGGAUUGGAUGGGCAUGGAAGGAAGGCAGUCCUUGAUUUUUAUCUCGCCUCUAAUGCAGGGUGGGAGGGAGGGGGUAAUCAGUAGUCAUUAAAUAAAGACCAGAGACACACCUAGACAAUUCCAUUGUAUGAAAAAACUGGGGACUGUGAAAAGGAGACCCCUAAUCCUGGUGACUGUUUGCUUCGGAUUAAAGAAUAAGGUGGCAAGAGUGAGGUGGACCAGCUGCUCUCUAUGUAAGUCUGUCUGUUACGGAGAGAUGGAACACACCAAUUUGGAAUAGGAUGUGGGGGGUUGCCCUGCUAAGACGAGGCUUGAUCGGUCACCUCUGCUGACAGCGAUGGAUUCUCCCCCCUCUACUCACACAGCAGAGGGACUGUGCACACUCUCCUUAGUAACAGGGCUGUUAAACUCCCUCUGCACCCCGCUGUGGAAUCCUGUGAUGGUGAGGGAGUACAGGGAUAGAAAUUUUUAUUUUUGUUUUUAAAUUCUAACUCGAAUAUUUAGCCUGUUCUCUCUUUAUUUUAGAAUGAAUCUUUUAUAAAUGUGUACCUUUUUAAUCCAAA